This is a messenger RNA of Grammomys surdaster, 914 nucleotides long. It is a transcript of the gene Alkbh2, whose product is annotated as alkB homolog 2, alpha-ketoglutarate dependent dioxygenase. NCBI's taxonomy places the organism in Eukaryota, Metazoa, Chordata, Mammalia, Rodentia, Muridae. The coding region runs from base 172 to 891 and encodes 239 amino acids. The transcript has 4 exons. The record is from RefSeq and is a predicted model, not a curated record. Gene Ontology annotation, biological process: DNA repair.
CGCCUGGGGGUGCGCUCGGCGUGAGUCUGUGCAGAUCCCUGACACGAGUCACCGCUCCGGACUGUCCCUGGGAACACGAUUGGUCCCCCGUGCCAGCCCCUACCCCGCGGGGCGCAGGACAGAGGCUCCCUGCUUUUCUGGGACGUGUCUGAGCUGUGCGGGGGCGGCGGGAUGGACAAGUUCCUGGUGAGGCCAAACCCAGGCGACCUCCAAGGGGGAGGGGAGGAGCCCGCCCCGACCGGAGGAGCCUCGGGCGACCUGAAGAGCCCCAGCUGGCGACACCUUCGUGCGGAAGGUCUCAACUGCGAUUACACCGUCCUGUUCAGCAAAGCCGAGGCAGACAAGAUUUUCCAAGAGCUGGAGCAAGAAGUGGAGUAUUUUACCGGUGCACUGGCCAAGGUCCAGGUAUUCGGAAAAUGGCACAGUAUACCCAGGAAGCAGGCGACCUAUGGAGACGCUGGCCUCACGUACACGUUUUCCGGUCUUACCCUGACACCAAAGUCCUGGAUUCCGGUUCUAGAGCGUGUCCGAGAUCAAGUCUGCAGGGUGACGGGACAGACCUUCAACUUCGUGCUCGUGAACAGGUACAAAGAUGGUUGCGACCACAUUGGGGAGCACAGAGACGACGAACGGGAACUGGCCCCCGGGAGCCCCAUCGCGUCUGUGUCCUUUGGCGCCUGCAGAGAUUUCCUCUUCCGGCACAAAGACUCUCGAGGGAAGAGGCCCCGGAGGACAGUGGAGGUGGUCAGGCUGCAGCUGGCCCACGGGAGCCUGCUGAUGAUGAACCACCCCACCAACGCCCAGUGGUACCACAGUCUACCCAUCCGCAAGAGGGUCCUGGCUCCUCGGAUCAACUUGACUUUUCGGAAAAUUUUACCUACUAAGAAAUAAAACAUGUGUUUAUUAUUUUGUGU